Bactrocera oleae (olive fruit fly) is the source of this 2802-nucleotide messenger RNA. Lineage: Eukaryota; Metazoa; Arthropoda; Insecta; Diptera; Tephritidae. The record is from RefSeq and is a predicted model, not a curated record.
ACGACUGUCAACGCAGUUGAAAAAGCAGUUCGCAGCGCAAGAUGCACGUAUAUCAGCACAGUUGUCAGCGGUGAAAGUGAUGGACGAGCGUAUGUCUGGGCAGAUGUCCUCACAGUUGGAAGAGCAUGAAGCGUAUGAACCAGUUAAAGGGUCAUCAUGGUCACAAGAGCAAGAAGCUCAUAUACCAGCACAGGUGUGUUCACAGUUGGAAGAGCAGGAAUCGCGUACACCAGUACAGCGAGCCUCACAGUCGGAUGAGCAAGAAGCGUAUAUACCAGUACAAGGGUCCUCACAGGUCAAAGAGCAGGAUAAAAUUAAAGAUGAAACAGAUGACUAUUUGGAAGAAGAUUCAGAAUUGCAAGGUGUAAUGUAUAAAGUGCAUUUGAACAAAUGUACAACGAGUGAAGAAAUAGGUUUAGAAAGCUCAGUCGCAAAAGCAUAUUUUGCAGAACAGAACAGUUUAAAGUUGGUUGGUAAACUUGUGGUUGUUUCGAAGGUUAGAAUACCUGAAGUUCACAACGAGCUGCACAACGACCCAAGUGGAGGCCACUGGAGAAUAACGACGACCUAAGAAGUUAAAGAAGCAAAGAUUUUAUUGGGUUGGUUGUCAUCAGUCAGUUUCGGCCAAUUAUGCUGAGUACAUUGGAGCUAAAAUAUUGAGAUUCAAGAAUCAUGGCAAGAUAAAGCAGUACAAUCCGGGUGCACCAUUUGAGCGAAUUGUCAAACAAACAAAUAUGUGUUGGUAGUGAAGGACUAUUUCAAUGACUGGCUAGAAGUAUACAGAAUUCCUACUCAAGAGGCUGAAGCAGUAGCGGACGUAUUCAUCAACAAGUGGGUAUCGAGAUUCGGUGCACCACGUUCUUUGCUCUAUCAGCUUUUCCUACAAACGAUCGUAAAUAUGUUUGUUUAUGUAUGAGCAUAAAUACAUUACAAAACUGUUUUAGAAUUGACAAAUAUUUUAAAUCGACAAGAGCUAUGUUGCCACUUUUGUCACUUUUUCUGUGUUUUGCGGAUUUACGGGGUUGUCAAUUUUCCCUUCUUGUGGGAACAUUGUAUCUGCUUUUAUGAAUGAAGCGAGUUCGCCUGUUGAAAGGGCGCUUGCGUUUGUGCUAUUUAGAUCGUGAUUCAUAUGAAUGGAUCGAGAGUGAAUUAAAAAGCUAAAUGGAAGCUUCCAAUGGCUGUUUGGAGCGACAUCGAACCAGUGGCGAUGGAAUGGAAGAAGAGCAAAUUAAUACGUCUAAAGAAGCAAACGUCAAAUACGAUAAUUUGAUAUCUCGUUAUGCUGUACGUAAACCAACUAGGGCUACAAUACAUGAAAAUGUUCAUAAAAGAUCCACAAAUAACACUUCUACAUGCCUAAACGACCAAUUCCUUCAGUCUGGUCUGCAAACACUUUAUCGCCGAUACGAAGGGCCACGUAGUCUUGCACCAGCCUUACCAGGAGGUAAAUUGAUUCAAAUGAUUCCUCAUUUAAUCAAACCAUCUAAAGCCACGGGCACACAUAAGAAAAAUAAGCCUCCAAAAUUUGUACCAUAUGAGCCAUAUACAGGCGCUACUAGUUUCAUCGUAUCUACACCAAACCCAAAAACAACGAUGAAAAAUAAAAACAAUUUAGAUAUUGGAGUACUAGUAAGUCAAAUGUCAACAAUGCGUUCAAAAGAAUUAGGGGACAAGAGCAGCGAAGAAUAUUGUGGUAACAGUUCUUUGGAUGUUAAAUUUGAGAAACUAAGAGAAGAACUCAGGAAAAUUACAGAGGAACGAGAUUAUUACCAAGGACAAUUUAGAUUUCAAACCCAAGUUAAUUCCGAAUUAAAAAACUUGUUGGUAGCAUCUGUAGGGGAAGAUAUGCAGUCACAUGUUAACGUGCUCACCGAAGACAAACUUCAGUUGGCACGCGCGUUGUUAGAUACCGCGAAAAAUUCAACAACACAUACGGAGCAAAUUGAGUUUCUUGCGAGCCAGUGUGAAGUGUGGCGUUCCAAAUUUCUUGCUAGUAGCGUAAUGGUAGAAGAACUAGCACGAUGGAAAGCUGACCUAAUGCAGAAGAACCAAAUAUUAGAAGAAUCCACAAAGCGAUUACUCCACGCAACUCAUCAAAUCCGAGAAAUGCAGUUAGAAAUCUUAAAAAAUUUAAAAUUUGUUGCAAAGAUACGUUAUCUAAACCUUCCAAGUACUGAUGUAAUUAACCUUAGUGCGGAAAAUUUAAAUAUCGUACAUCAAAUGGUUUUACACACUGGUGUUGGAAUACCCGAAGGUGACAUAGAGAUUUUGAGCACUAGUAAAAAUCCGCUUUGUGAUGCUGAAAAAUAUGCUGUAAAGUCCUUACAAUUCAUUAGUCAGCCUUUAAUGGCUACGGAUGAAGCGAUAAAAGCGCUUUUUGGACAAGUCCAGCGACCAUAUAGUGGAAUAAAUACACAAAGUUAAGUGAGAUGUUUUCUUCCGAGUAGAAAAGUUUUAAACUUAAUUAUUUUAUAAGGUUGUAUACAUAAUUAAAGACAGAUGUGAAAAUUUUUUGUAAUUGUAAUCAUUAAUAAUUAUCAUAAUAGGAAUGUUGUUGUUGAAAUCGUGUUAUUACACGAAAUUAAAACAUUACCGAAUCUAAAAAGGCAGUGUUUUAUAGAGAAUAUUUUCUAUUUUUUUUAGCAAUUUAAAUUUUAUUAUUUAUACCUGAAUAUGGUUCUAAAAAGGCAGUGUUUUAUAGAGAAUAUUUUCUAUUUUUUUUAGCAAUUUAAAUUUUAUUAUUUAUACCUGAAUAUGGUUCUAAUAAAAUUUGUUUACUUGUACAGACGAUAUUAGAUACAA